AUGGAGGAACACACAGAGGCAGGCUCAGCAGUAGGGCUGGGGGACCAGAAGGUCCUAAUUGACAACCCUGCUGAUAUUCUAGUCCUUGCUGCUUAUUUCCUGCUGGUCGUUGGUGUUGGCUUAUGGUCCAUGUGCAGAACCAACAGAGGCACUGUCGGAGGCUACUUCCUGGCGGGACGAAGCAUGGUGUGGUGGCCGGUUGGGGCCUCUCUCUUUGCCAGCAACAUCGGCAGUGGCCACUUUGUGGGCCUGGCGGGGACUGGUGCUGCAAGCGGCUUGGCUGUGGCUGGAUUUGAGUGGAAUGCGCUGUUCGUGGUGCUGCUACUCGGUUGGCUCUUCGUGCCGGUGUACCUGACCGCAGGCGUCAUUACGAUGCCGCAGUACCUGCGCAAGCGCUUCGGGGGCCGUCGUAUCCGCCUCUACCUGUCCUUGCUCUCGCUUUUUCUGUACAUCUUCACCAAGAUUUCGGUGGACAUGUUCUCCGGGGCAGUAUUCAUUCAGCAGGCUCUGGGCUGGAACAUCUAUGCCUCUGUCAUCGCGCUCCUGGGCAUCACCAUGAUCUACACUGUGACAGGAGGGCUGGCAGCGCUGAUGUACACGGAUACCGUGCAGACCUUCGUCAUUCUCGUGGGGGCCUUCAUCCUCAUGGGUUACGCUUUCCACGAGGUAGGAGGGUAUUCAGGGCUUUUUGACAAAUACUUGGGGGCAGUGACGUCGCUGACGGUGUCCGAGGAUCCGGCUGUGGGCAACAUCUCCAGCUCCUGCUUUCGACCCCGGCCCGACUCCUACCAUCUGCUCCGGGACCCUGUGACGGGGGACCUGCCGUGGCCCGCGCUGCUCCUGGGGCUUACCAUCGUCUCAGGCUGGUACUGGUGCAGCGACCAGGUCAUAGUGCAGCGCUGCCUGGCCGGGAAAAACCUGACCCACAUCAAGGCGGGCUGCAUCCUGUGUGGCUACUUGAAGCUGAUGCCCAUGUUCCUCAUGGUCAUGCCCGGCAUGAUCAGCCGUAUUCUUUACCCGGACGAGGUGGCGUGUGUGGUGCCUGAGGUGUGUAAGCGCGUGUGCGGCACUGAGGUGGGCUGCUCCAACAUUGCCUACCCGCGGCUCGUCGUGAAGCUCAUGCCCAAUGGUCUGCGCGGACUCAUGCUGGCGGUCAUGCUGGCAGCGCUCAUGUCCUCGCUGGCUUCAAUCUUCAACAGCAGCAGCACGCUUUUCACCAUGGACAUCUACACCCGCCUGCGACCCCGCGCAGGCGACCGCGAGCUGCUGCUAGUAGGACGGCUCUGGGUGGUGUUCAUCGUCGCCGUGUCGGUGGCCUGGCUACCGGUGGUGCAGGCAGCGCAGGGCGGGCAGCUAUUUGAUUAUAUUCAGGCAGUCUCCAGCUACCUGGCGCCACCUGUGUCCGCUGUCUUCGUGCUAGCGCUCUUUGUGCCCCGUGUCAAUGAGAAGGGUGCCUUCUGGGGACUGAUUGGGGGCCUGCUGAUGGGUCUGGCGCGCCUUAUUCCGGAGUUCUCCUUUGGCUCUGGCAGCUGCGUGCGGCCCUCAGGGUGCCCAGCGCUCCUCUGCAGCAUGCACUACCUCUACUUUGCCAUUGUGCUCUUCGUCUGUUCUGGCCUCCUCACCCUUGUAGUCUCACUGUGCACAGCACCCAUCCCGCACAAGCACCUUCACCGCCUGGUUUUCAGUCUCCGGCACAGUAAGGAGAAGCGGGAGGACCUGGAUGCUGAUGAGCUGGAAGGUCCAAUCUCACCCCCUGUACAGAACGGGUGCCCCGAGCAUGUAGUAGAAAUGGAGGAGUCCCGGUCCUCGGCACCAGGCCUGCUCCGCCAGUGCCUGCUCUGGUUCUGUGGAGUGAGCAGGGCUGGGGCAGGUAGUCUGUCAGCUCCCACCCAGGAGGAGGUGGCUGCAGCAGCCAGGCGGCUAGAAGACAUCAGUGAGGACCCGAGCUGGGCCCGUGUGGUCAACCUCAAUGCCCUGCUCAUGAUGGCAGUGGCCACAUUCCUCUGGGGCUUUUAUGCCUGAGGCCAACUGUGUUGGACACCAUGAGCCACACAGCCAGGGCAGGGCUCAGCCUUACAAUGAGUGGGGGUGGGGAGCCUGCAGUGGUGAGAUGGGAGUGGGGCAGGAGGGGGAGUAGGAAGGCCCUGGUUUCCCUUCUCUUCACCUGUCUCUGCCUGAGGUCCACUCCAUCGGACUGGCAGUCACUUCCUGUGAGGUCUUGGCCAACCUGCCAAGCAGUUCCCCUAAGUAAAAAUAAAGCUGCUUUUCCCACAUUC
This is a messenger RNA of Equus caballus (horse), 2276 nucleotides long. RefSeq names its product solute carrier family 5 member 2 (gene SLC5A2). Gene Ontology annotation, cellular component: plasma membrane. Gene Ontology annotation, biological process: transmembrane transport; sodium ion transport. Gene Ontology annotation, molecular function: D-glucose:sodium symporter activity. NCBI's taxonomy places the organism in Eukaryota, Metazoa, Chordata, Mammalia, Perissodactyla, Equidae. The record is from RefSeq and is a predicted model, not a curated record.